AUGUCAGGAAACUCUUCGAAGGACAAUGUGUCGGACAACUCAGAAAGGAUACGGGCAUUGGACAUACAAGAUGAUGCCCCUCUUCCAGAAGAAAAACACAAAAAAGAACAAUCGGCGGCAGCUGUCUCUGUGUUCGAAGUUGCUUCAGACCUAGAACAGUCUCUAAGUAGCUUGGUGGAGCAGUUUGAAACUUCAAACAAGAAGAUUGGCACCAGCUUUGAUGAUAUUUCCAAAAGAUUACUAAGUUUGGAAACGAAAAUACGGAACUAUAAGGGUAAACCUCAAUGA
This is a messenger RNA of Komagataella phaffii GS115, 288 nucleotides long. RefSeq lists its product as hypothetical. Bases 1 to 288 code for a protein of 95 amino acids. NCBI's taxonomy places the organism in Eukaryota, Fungi, Ascomycota, Pichiomycetes, Pichiales, Pichiaceae. The transcript has a single exon. The record is from RefSeq and is a predicted model, not a curated record.